AUGAAGAAAAAAGGGCAUCAAAAGAUAUUCCAAAUAUUCAUGCUCAUGCUCGGGCUUUUGAGAGAAGCGCAGGCUCAAGGACAGAGUUGCGCUAAUUUGACUUGCCCUGGAACUUGUGCUUGUAGAUUUAUCGAGUUUGAUGUAAAAUUUGACAAUUGCGAGUGCCUCUCCGACCAAAGCCCUUGCGAAGCGCGCCCAACAGAAACCUGCGAUGUCGAGGCUCCCUUUUUCUACGAAUGUGUUGACAUUUUAAUCGAAAACUCAGGAGGCGGGGAAGAGUUGGACAAGCUAUGCACUUGCCCGCUUGGACGAGCAACGCACUUUGAUUUGAGCACUUUUAGCUUGGUUUGCAUCGAUGUUGAUGAGUGUUCUUCUGGGGAGCAUAAUUGUGGCUCGACGGCGAUCUGCGCGAAUACCGAUGGCUCUUACAUUUGUGAGGACAUCGACGAGUGCUCCGAAGGAACCCACAACUGCGCCGCCUCCGAGACCUGUCUCAAUCACGAAGACGGCUUUUCAUGUCAAAUAAAUGACAUGUGCGCGGUCCUUCAGCCUUGCCACGAGCGAGCCACUUGCGAAAACACCGAUGACGGGAGCUAUAUUUGCACAUGCGCUUCAGGCUUCGAAGGCGACGGUGAAAUAAGCUGCGAGGACAUCAACGAGUGUACUAGUGGAGGCUGGCCGAGGGGUGGUUGCGAUUGGUGGGGAAAUGGUGGAAAGUGCAUCAACGAAAUUGGUUCUCAUCGCUGCAACUGUGCCAAUGGAUAUCAGGGCGACGGAGAAAAUUGUGAAGAUAUUGACGAGUGCAAAGAAAAGACCCAUUCAUGCGCUGAAGACUCAAAGUGCUCGAAUUCGCCGGGAAGUUAUUCUUGCCAAUGUCUGACUGGCUUUUCUGGUGAUGCUUAUUUAGCUUGUGAUGACAUCAAUGAAUGUCUGAACUCUCCUUGCGCAGAAAAUGCUUCUUGCUCAAAUACUCGAGGAAGUUUUUCGUGUUCUUGCAAUUCUGGCUUCGCUGGUGACCCCCGUACGUCCUGUGAGGAUAUCAAUGAAUGCGAAGGCGACCACGGUUGUCCUGUUAAUUCGCGGUGCACCAAUCUUGAGGGGUCUUUCAAGUGCGAAGGAUUCGCGAUGAAAAACGGGCGUUUUGAAGACAUAGACGAGUGUGCCAACAAUCCUUGCCAUCAUAACGCGAAUUGUGUGAACAACGAUGGGAGUUUUGACUGCAUUUGCCAAGAUGGAUAUCACGGGGACGGCUUCGUUUGCGAUCUGACAGUGAAUUGCUUUGUCGACAAUGGUGGCUGUAGUCACUUUUGCAAUAUCCCAAGCGGCUGCUCCUGCCCAGGCUCUUGCUGGAAUCUUGAUUCGGAUAACAAAACAUGCGUUCCUGAUGUAGAGAAAUCGGAGAUGCAGUGCCUACCCGGCUCGAUGGACAUUUCUAUUGACGGUUGUUUGUUCGAAGACGGGAAAAAUUACGAGCUUCAGAUGAUUGAUCCAAACUGCAUAUUGAGCAAAAAUGGUGGAUUUUUCGAGCUCGAAGUUGAUUUUGAUGAGUGCGGCACUUAUAUUGACAAGAUGAAUGGCCAAGUUCUCAUGUCGCAAAAAGUACAAGCAAUGACAGGCGAUCCUCUCAGCCAAAUUAUCGAGGAAUUCGAUUUCGAGUGCAGCUACAAUUCGACAUAUAUAGUUGCUGCUUCAACCAGACUUGAGCUUGACGAUACUCCGUUGGAAGUAAAAAGUGAAACUGAAGAAGGAAUUUUUGACUUCUCACUCAAUCUCUUUUCCAAUGAUGAAUUUGUGGAGAAAUUAUCAGAAGAUGAUGUAAUCAAUGUUGGGGAGAAGGCGUUCUUUGCUAUUCAGGCUGAAAAUUUCCCGGAGAGUCUUUACUUUUUCGUGCAAAAAUGCUCCAUCGAAGAAAUCGGCACUUCAAGCUCGUUUGACAUCAUUUCAAGUCCUGGCUGCAACAACUUGAUCACCUCUACUUCUUCUCCCGAUCCAUACAUCACCAGCGGCGCCGGAAUGAAACGAUUUGAGUUCCAGUCAUUCACUUUUACAAGUUCAACAAAAGCAAUCGCGGAGGAAAUUUUGAAAUGUGAAAUUCAAGUCUGCCUUCAAGAUGAAUGUCCCGAAACUGCAGCUUGCGGGACUGCGAACUCCGUAAGAAGACGGAGAGAUAAUUACUGA
Messenger RNA from Oikopleura dioica, 2178 nucleotides. NCBI's taxonomy places the organism in Eukaryota, Metazoa, Chordata, Appendicularia, Copelata, Oikopleuridae. The record is from the annotation of a GenBank genome assembly.